This is a messenger RNA of Rhizophagus irregularis DAOM 181602=DAOM 197198, 1717 nucleotides long. RefSeq lists its product as uncharacterized. Gene Ontology annotation, molecular function: heme binding; oxidoreductase activity, acting on paired donors, with incorporation or reduction of molecular oxygen; iron ion binding. The record is from RefSeq and is a predicted model, not a curated record. Lineage: Eukaryota; Fungi; Glomeromycota; Glomeromycetes; Glomerales; Glomeraceae.
AAAACAAAAAAUGGGAUUGCCUACAUUCUUAUUUACAUUAUUCUUUGCUGCUAUAAUUUAUGUUUUCUUCAACAAUCAACGUAAAAAAUCAAAAAUUCCAAAUGGGUGUAUUCCUCUUCCAGGACCAACACCGCUUCCAAUUAUUGGAAAUUUACAUCAGAUUAAUAAUGUCCCCAUUCAAGAUUUUAUUGAUAGAUUUUCUAAAGAAUAUGGUCCAAUUUUUCAAGUUCAUUAUGGUGCAGAAACUUGGGUUAUAUUAAAUGAUUAUGAAAUUGUAAAAGAUGUAUUGGUGAAACGUAGUGCUAUUUAUUCUUCAAGACCUUAUAAUGAUGCUACUACAAGAGUUUAUUUUGAUGGAGGAAAAUCUAUAGGAUUCUCUCCGUAUGGAAAGUAUUGGAGAGCCAUGCGUGCAGUAUCACAUCAAGCACUCACACAAAAGAUGGUUAAUAUCAAUUAUCGUGACAUUAUACACAACGAAGUAAAAAAUCUCAUGAUAAAAUUUUAUGUUCGUUCUUCAGAAAGCUUUAAUCCGACCAAUGAUUUGAGAUUUUUUUUAAUCAAUUUACUUACCACCAUAUUAUUUGGACAAAAAUCUGAAAAAUUAACCCAACAAAUAGAACAAAUGGUUUCUGAAAUCGCUCAAAUUUUAAGACCAGAAAAUUGUACCAUUGAUAAGUUUCCGUGGUUGAAAUAUAUUCCAUUCGUGGAAAAGAGAAUAAAUAGACAUGCUUAUAAAGCAAGAGAUUUAGCUCGUGAAUUGUUUAAACAUUUACUGGAAGAUUUACGUCAAAAACUUAAAGAAAAUGAAAAUGAAAAUAGUUUUGCUGCUCACGUGUUAAAGAAUAUGAAUAUUUCUUCUGAUAUUGUUUCAAAACCUUACGAAGAUUCUUUGGAAAAUGAUGAUGAUGAAUUAAAAAAACAAUUUGUUUUUGAUGAAGUGGAUUUUAUGAAUUUAAACAAUUCUUUUUUAAUCGCUGGUGCCAUAACUUCACUUAAUUUUUUUCAAUGGAUCUGGGCCCUUCUUGCAAAUUAUCCUGAAGCGCAACGAAAAAUUCAAAAAGAAUUGGAUGAAUGUCUUCAGGGAAAUCGUUUCCAGACCCCUCAAGAUGAUUUAAAAUUACCUUAUCUUUGGGCUACCAUUAAAGAAAGUUUAAGAUGCAGGACGGGAAGUAGUACAUUAAUGAAACAUUCAACAACAAAAGAUGAUGUUUAUAGAGGUUAUUACAUUCCAGCAAAAGCUACCAUAAUGAUGAGUUAUAAAUCUGCACAUACAAGUGAAAAACUUUUUGAACGUCCAAAUGAAUUUUAUCCUGAACAUUAUCUUGAUGAGAAUGGUCAACUUAAGAAAUAUGAUGAUUUAAGAGAUCCUUGGACAUUUGGUAGAGGAAGAAGAGCUUGUGUGGGACAACAUCUUGCUGAAAGAAAUUUGAUUACAACAGUUGGUUAUGCACUAACUUUAUUUAACGUUGAAAAUGAUUAUGACUCAAUUACUGGAAAUCCCAUUAAAUUAGAUUUAAAACUUGUUGAUAAAAAACAACCUUAUAAAGUAAGGUUUGUUCCCAGACCUGGUGUUACUCUCGAAAAAAUUCUGCAAAUGAAUUAGGAUUUUAUUUUAUUUUGUAUAUCUUUUAUUAAAAAAAUUCUCUUUUUUCAUUGAAUUCAAGCGAAUAAUAACCAAAAUAUUAAACAGAUCCAUUAUAUGUUUAUUUGUUUCGAA